AGCCAAAGAACCAGCGCUGUCCGAAGACAUCUCCGUGGUCAUGUGGCCAGCAUGACUAAAUGCCAAAGGCGUACAGAACACUGUUACCUUCCCACUCAAGGGCUUCUCUUGUAUUAUCUUCGCAGAGGAAGCAGUCUAUCCCACAAUGGCUUUCAGGGCUCCAUACAAUCUCAAUGAAUUCAGCUCAAGCGCCUCUGAAAACAACGGUUUCGGUAUCCCAGGUCAAUUACUGGUCAGAAAAAUUGUGUCGCAAAUAGAGUUCUACUUUUCGGAUGAGAACUUGUCCAAAGAUUUAUUCCUUCUGAGGCAUAUCCAGAGGAACAAAAUGGGAUUUGUCAGUAUUAAGCUGCUGACAACUUUAAAAAAGAUGAAACGUUUAACUUGGAACUGGCAAGUGACCCUUUAUGCUCUGCAAUUCUCAACAUUGCUGGAAAUCAAUGAAGAAAGGACCAAGGUGAGGAGGAAGGAGCCUAUUCCAGAGUCUUUUAUAAACGUCCCUCUAAACAAGACGCUUAUUGCAUGGAAUGUCCUUUCAUGUGAAGAUUCUGGUUCUUCUUCACUCCUGCUUCAGGAAAGCUUUCUGGAUACAAUUGUGAAGCUGUUUGGGCCUUUUGGUGACAUCACCUGCAUACGCAUCUUCAGACCUGGCAAAAAACUCCCCUCAGCGGUGAAGAAAGCUACCUCUGUUUAUCCUGAGCUUUUGAUUAGAUGGUGUGCAUUGGUAGAAUAUGAAAGGCUGAAGUGUGCCCAGAAGGCUUUUGCAGCGCUCACCCACAAGCAGUUCUGCUCUCCUGGGCAAAAGAUCAAAGUGAUCAGCAUCUCUACUCUCAAAAAGAUAAAUGUGGCCAGUCAAGAAGAUAAUAAAAAGAUUGAAGAAAUACCAAAGUCAAAAUGGCUCAACAAAUUAUCAGAAGGCCGUGAAGACUCCCUCCCCUGCAGUUCAUCUACGGAACCAGAUAGUAUCCCAGUUUCUACUGCUAAUAUUCUUCAGAAUUUCUUUUCUCCUCCUCCAAUCCAAUCUGCUACUAAGCCUUACAACUCAUCAGGUCAGGCCUCCAGACCAAAUUCCUUCAGCACACCAUAUGUAAAACGUCUUGAAUUACGCAAACCAUUGUCAGGGCCACCAGGCUGCUUAGCUAUUUCUGCACCAAAAUCAGGUGAACCAGAAUUUAAGAAACCAUCCACCCCCCCCUGUGGCAAUAGAGGGGUGAAAUCUUUAUGCAUGGUGAUUGGGCAGUACAACAUUCUUUGGAAUGAGUUUAAUUCCAAGGAAUCCAGAAGUCCAAGGAAUAAGAAGGCUCUGGAGAAAAAGAGAGAGAUGCCUGCACAGUGUAAAAUUGCGUUGUAUGAAUUUUAA
Ahaetulla prasina is the source of this 1357-nucleotide messenger RNA. Its product is annotated as la-related protein 6-like. The record is from RefSeq and is a predicted model, not a curated record. Gene Ontology annotation, molecular function: mRNA binding. Gene Ontology annotation, cellular component: nucleus. NCBI's taxonomy places the organism in Eukaryota, Metazoa, Chordata, Lepidosauria, Squamata, Colubridae. The coding region runs from base 146 to 1357 and encodes 403 amino acids. The transcript has 5 exons. Gene Ontology annotation, biological process: RNA processing.